GACCCGGAAGUCUCUGCAGCUGCUGUUCCUGCAGGAGGACAACACGUUACUGCCGCUUUGUUAAACCAACAGAACCGGAACUGCAGCUGGACCGGGACUGGGAUGGACUCCCUCUCCUCCCAGGUUGUUGGGAUCAAGGUGGAGCCGGAGGGCGAUGUUGAGAUCGGGUGGUGCCCCCCCCUCAGGAAGCUGUCCGUCAGACUGACUGACUGCAGGCUGUGGCUUCGGGGGCGGGACUUCCUGUGGCUGGGUGAGAUAAUCUGAAGUGGUUCAGGUUUCCCCGUAGAUUGAGAACUCCACAGGUCCUCCAGGUUUCUUCUUGAUGAGUCUUUAGCAGAGUGUCUGAGAGGCAGCAGCUCCACAGCGCAGACCAUGGAUACUGAGGAGUGGGGGGGGUGCAGUCGAGUCUCUAUCGCUGCGACCCCCCCGAUGAACCCCCCACCCCGCAGCGGCGCAACUACACCAACACGGGCCGCAGGAUGCUGCAUUGCUCCGACUGUAACCGCGGUUUCUACAAGCCGUCACACCUGGAGGCACACCGCCGCUCACACCGGGGGGGCAGACCCAACGAGUGCUGGGUCUGCGGGAAGAUGUACCCCACCCUGCUGUCGCUGAUGCUGCACCAGCAGCUGCACGAGCGGCCGCAGCCGUACCGCUGCUCCUACUGCCCACGUAGCUUCGCCCUGAAGCGGGACUGGAAGACGCACCACCGCAUGCACUCCGCCACGCAGCCCUGCCGCUGCUGGUUCUGCGCCGAUGGCUUUGGCACGCAGGCGGAGCUGACGGAGCACCUGAAGCUGCACCGCGGCGAGAAGAGCUACAGCUGCAGGGACUGCGGCAAGAUGUUCGUGUCCUACCAGGGCUUCAACUUCCACUGCCGCUCGCACCUGCGCACGCAGCCGCUGCCCUGCCCCACCUGCAGCAAGAGCUUCAGCAACCCACAGAGCCUGAAGCUGCACCAGGCCACGCACUCCGCCAACAAGCCCCACCCCUGCCCCACCUGCGGGAAGGCCUUCAAGCUGCAGAGCGCCAUGCGGGCGCACGAGCGCACCCACCAUGCGCCACGCGACUACACCUGCUCCGACUGCGGCAAGAGCUUCUCCACCCUGCAGGGCCUGAAGCUGCACCACCGCACACACAGCGGGCUGCGGCCCUACGCCUGCUCCACCUGCGGGAAGGCCUUCACCCAGUCACCCCACCUGAAGGCCCACAUGGUAACGCACACCGGGGAGAAGCCCUUUCUCUGCACCUCCUGCGGGAAGAGGUUCACACAGUCUUCCCACCUGCGCUCGCACACCACCCUGUUCCACGUGGGGGAGAAACCCUUCAGCUGCGGCGACUGCGGCAAGAGCUUCACCAUCGCCCACUACCUUAAGAUGCACCGCCUCAGCCACACCAAGGAGAAGCUGUACCACUGCUCCUUCUGCCAGAAGUCCUUCUCCUACCAUAACUCGUGGCGCUCUCACGAGCGCACACACACUGGCGAGCGUCCAUUUGUGUGUGCGGAUUGUGGGCGGGGAUUUGUGACGUCGAGCAUGUUGCUGAGUCAUCGCCGCACGCAGCACACGGGUGAGAAGAGCCACUACUGCGUCACCUGCGGCGCAUUCUUCUACACCAGCACGCUGCUGCGUCUGCACCAGCUAGACCACAGCGGGGAGCGGCCGCACGGCUGCAGCUGCGGCAAGACGUUCAAGACCCGCGGCUCGCUGAGGCUACACCUCAAGAGGUUCCUGACCCACAGUGCCGCCUGAUGGUCCAGCUGCGUCACUGCUUAGGUGCUGAGACCCCAAAGUCUUAUGAUAGAGUGUAGAGUAGGGGUCUCCAGCUCAGAGACACUGCUGUGCUAAUUAGCAUUAUAGCCUAUAUGUGAAGCUAUUGUCCACAUAUAUUUGGACAGUUCUGGAGGUUAUUGAGGAUGCUGAGUCCAUUUCUGACAUCUUCAGGUUUUAAGAUGUCAGUUGGAACCACAAAGUGGGCACAUCUGUCCUCUGUGGACUGGUUCUGACCACCAUAAGUAGUGUUUGGACCACUGGAUAUAGAGACGAACAUUAUUAUCUCUACUGUGGACAAUUGUUUUUUCAAAUAAAUAGGCCAUCUGUCCGAUCCACAUGAUCCAGAGUCGCCUAAAUGUUCCAAAUCGACCCGUUUAUGAUGGAAAGCAGCCCAGAGAACAGAUGUGGCCUCUUUCUGGUUCAAACAAACAAACAAAGCCAUUUUUGAACAUCCUCACUAACCCCAAAACUUUCCAAAUCUGCCAAGACACUUAUUGUCCACAUCAACUAUUAUGCUAAUUAACUGAACUGCUAACCAUGCUAACUGUGCUAAAUGUGGUAAGUUAACUGCCCAACAUCUGCAGGUUAGCAUCGUUAGCUCUAUGUGCUGGAGACCCCUCCUCUACAUCUCUAUCGGGACUCAACAGGACUCUAUGGCAUACAGACUAUGAGGGAGGGGCUGAUGCUGUGUCCACAGAGCGUCUGGAGGACAGACAGCCUCUCUGUGGUCUAUCUACUGUCUAGCUCCUUUAUUUUAGUUUGACAUGUUCUUCUACCCCCCCCCCCCCCCCACACACACACACACACACACACACACCUCCUUCAGGUGUAGGGACAUGUCUCAAUGCUUUAAUGUUCAAAUAGUAGAGCAGCGAACACACAUCUCUCUCUCUCUGGAGCCAGCUGAUGAUGUCAUCACAAGCGGACGUCUCAUUGCUCUUAAAAUUCAAUAAAAGUAGAAAGUCAGAUAUUUCUGCGUUUUGUAACCUGCUCUGUGUUUACGUGUUUACAACAACACAAGGCAGAAGAGAGCGCUUACAAAAGGCUCCUUUUUAAAAUCUUCCAAAAGUAAUAAUUUAUUGUUUUAUUCAAUACAUCUCCAUAACUGUCAGCCGCAUCAAAUAUGAUUCAACAGAAGAUGUGUAGUUAUUUACCAAAUGCCUUGUUUUUAUGCUGCUGCAACGAUCAAAAAAGUUCAUCUUAUCUCAAAGAUUUAUUUCUGUAUUUUGUUAAAAGGUGCAAUAAAGACUUAUAUAAAUAAAAAAUAGACAUUC
Molecule: messenger RNA, 3046 nt
Organism: Eleginops maclovinus (Patagonian blennie)
Lineage: Eukaryota; Metazoa; Chordata; Actinopteri; Perciformes; Eleginopidae
Product: zinc finger protein 664-like
Exons: 4
Coding region: 480-1751 (423 amino acids)
Biological process (GO): regulation of transcription by RNA polymerase II
Cellular component (GO): nucleus
Molecular function (GO): RNA polymerase II transcription regulatory region sequence-specific DNA binding; DNA-binding transcription factor activity, RNA polymerase II-specific
Source: RefSeq, a predicted model, not a curated record